Perkinsus marinus ATCC 50983 is the source of this 618-nucleotide messenger RNA. RefSeq lists its product as hypothetical. The record is from RefSeq and is a predicted model, not a curated record. Bases 1 to 618 code for a protein of 205 amino acids. NCBI's taxonomy places the organism in Eukaryota, Perkinsozoa, Perkinsida, Perkinsidae. The transcript has 2 exons.
AUGUCCUCUCCUGCGAGCAGCUCCAAUUCGGACGGCACACCCGUCGACGGCCAAGGCCCUCUCGGCAGAGGCAUCCGCGUCGACAGUCAGGGAUUGAUCAUGCAGCCCCACAUGAUGGCCUCGGGCAGCGGCCCCGCUCCCGGCGGUGCUGGUCCGGUCGGCACGACUCUCGGUCUCGACACGGCCAGCGGGAACCCGGGCACCACUGCCGCCCCCUAUCCUGGGCCUCUGCAAAGUGGCGCCAGUUGCGGAGUCACUUCCGGGGAGGCUGUUACCAUCGACGUUGGCGAAGCGGUACCAGAGAACGCUGAAGUCCCGGAACAGUCUGGUCUGUACCCCGGCUCCGAGCUUAUACUCCCACCUGAAGUCGUGAGCUUCAUCCGCGAGAAGCUUAUGCCUACCGCCCAGUAUCUACUCUCGGCCAAGAUCUUCGCCAAGAUCCGUAAAGGCGAACCGGUGCGCGAGGACGAAUGCGGUUUCUCCCCAGUGAGCGCCAAGAUGAAAAGGCGCAUGAAAUACAACGCCGAGACCGGUGAGAUUGAGGUUGUGGAAUACGUCCCAGCCUGGGACUCCCAGGCCUACCUCGCUCGUCAUUCGGAGCCGCGGAUUUGCUGCUGA